AUGGAUAUAUACAUUCGUAUCGAAAGUUUGCUGAGCUUUGCAUCAUCAAAGUCGCUUUCAUCAUCAAUCCAACAUUCUUUGCGCAAAUCACACACAGAUUCAGCCACAGUAAAUUGGCUUCUGCCACCAUUUGUAGGAAUUUGUAAGAUUGAGCACGUCUAA
Molecule: messenger RNA, 162 nt
Organism: Plasmopara halstedii
Lineage: Eukaryota; Oomycota; Peronosporomycetes; Peronosporales; Peronosporaceae
Exons: 2
Coding region: 1-162 (53 amino acids)
Source: RefSeq, a predicted model, not a curated record